AUGGCUGCUCAAACAGGCUUGGAUGCCCUUCGUACGAGAACUAUUGUUGACUGUGAUACCAUGGAUGAAGAAGUUGCCAGAACUCUAGGUCCAUUUCAAGACUGUACUUCCAACCAAGCCAUCGCUUACGGAGAACUUUCCAAACCCGAGCAUAAGGCAUUGAUCAUCUCCUCUGUUGGAGAGGCAAGGAAUCUCCUAUCUCGGUUUCCGGGCCUUUCCUUGGAGGAGCUAGCUGUAGAGAUAGCGAUGGUGAAACUGGCCUUGAAAAUUACCCCUCAUAUCAGUGGCCAUGUCCAUAUCCAGACAAACCCUUACUAUUCUUACUCGGUCGAGAAGACCACUGUCAACGCUCUUAGAAUCAUUCAACUUUUCCAGUAUUUACAGCCAGGUUUCGAGCAGUCGCGCAUCUGUAUCAAAAUCCCAAGUACAUGGGAGGGUAUGGUAGCUUGUCGGACCCUUGAACAAGCUGGCGUACGCACGCUCGCCACCACUCUCUUUACCCUAACGCAGGCGGUGCUCGCUGCGGAAGUUGGCUGCACAUAUAUUGCACCCUAUGUCAAUCAACUCAAGGUCCACUUCGAGCCAGGCUUCACGGAUCCGAACAAGCUACUACCUCUCUGUGUCGCCAUCCAGAAUUACUACAAAUCGAUCAAUGCUAAAACACAGGUCCUGCCGGCCAGUUUAACCUCGACGGAUGAGAUAUUUGCGAUGGCCGGUGUAGAUCAUAUCACUAUUGCACCGAAUCUCUUGCAGCAGCUUUCGCAGCCAGGUUCUGCGCCUCAGAUCCAGUCUCUAUUCGACAGUGAAGCUUCUGUGGCACUUCCUUUGUCAUCUGUGUCGUUCGUCAAUGAUGAAUCGGCAUAUCGUCUUGCUUUCACUAGAGACCUCCAUGGGGCAAGUGAGGAAAAGCUUACUCAGGCUGUGAAUAUAUUCUGUGAUAUGCAAGACAAGCUCGUUCAACUUAUGAAGUCUGUGUAUAACGAUGAGUAA
Aspergillus pseudonomiae is the source of this 990-nucleotide messenger RNA. Its product is annotated as transaldolase. Gene Ontology annotation, molecular function: transaldolase activity. Gene Ontology annotation, biological process: pentose-phosphate shunt, non-oxidative branch; carbohydrate metabolic process. The record is from RefSeq and is a predicted model, not a curated record. Gene Ontology annotation, cellular component: intracellular anatomical structure. NCBI's taxonomy places the organism in Eukaryota, Fungi, Ascomycota, Eurotiomycetes, Eurotiales, Aspergillaceae. The transcript is spliced from 7 exons. The coding region runs from base 1 to 990 and encodes 329 amino acids.